AUGAAGGGGGCCGAGUAUGUUCUUCAUGGUGUGGACAGGGUGCCACCGAAGCUGCCACGCACAGGUCAGGUGUCCGAAGCGAAAGCUGGAGUGAAGCGUAGCAUCGGCAAGGCUCAGAAGUCGUCCAAGGCGCUUCCCAAGGCAGUUCCCAAGGACACGUCCAUCACCAAGGCAGUGACUGCAGGUCCUCAGAGCCGCCGGGCGCUCAUAACAGCCGUCUCCGCGGCCCGCGCCGAGGGCAAGGUGGUGAAAUCUCUCACUGGGCCCAGGCCAAAGAUGACAGGCGCCCGCAUGAUGGAGGAGAUCGAGGAGGCCAGAGCCCAUGCGGAGAAGGUUUCUGAAGCCGCUCAAAGAAAAAAGAGGCGGCGAGGGAAAAAGUUGUCGCAGCACAGUAAGGAAGUGUUGGCAGCCUUCAAUGCCAGAUUUUGCUUAGAAACAAACAACACGCAGUCGACAAAAGCCCGAGAAGAAAGAGCACAGCGCUACUCGCUGCGUCGCCCGUGGCUGGUGCGGUCCGCCAUGCUGGAGCUACCGGAUGUCUUGGACGCCUUUUGUCUUCCCACCAAUGAGGCGAAUGAUGAUUUUUGCCCCAAGCUUGCGGCUAUGCUUGAAGGGCAACGAAUGGAGUGGGAUGAACUGCCACCUGAAUGUGAUGAAGGAUGUGUGGAAUACAAAUGGCGGCUGGGUCCGGAACACACCCACAGGCGGCUCGAACGUUUAGCGACUCAGAUGAAGUUCCGAUUGACCGAAGGUAAUGGUACAGCUUACUACCUCUUGGGAGUUCGCGACUCUGGGAUCGCGGAGGGGUUGACGGCCCGGGAGCAUUCAGAAGCCGUGAGCGUGCUGAUGGCGGCCGCAGGAGCCGCUGACAGCAUCUUACUCUUGGAGGCCCUGGGCUGUUCACCCAUGGCGCGCAAAGGGAAACUUUGCUCGGCCUGGCGACUGGAACAAAGGCCUACCGCAGAAGCACAUAACAUUGCAGGUGAAUGGCUACGAAAUUCAACCAGAGAUGAUACAGACAAGCACGUCCUGCUCCUUGGCGGCGUGGCGCGUGGCCGUUGGGCGCUGCAGGACGUCUGGUGCAGCUGCGACGGCGGCGCCACCUGGCGCUGCACCGCGCCCUGUGCGCCGUGGACGGCGCGCAGCGGCCAUGCGGCGGUGGCGCGGCGGAAGGACGUGCUGAUGCUGGGGGGGGUGGGAAAAGCUGGACUUUCAGGUGAUAUUUGGAGCUGCGGCGAUGGUCAGGGCGCAGAGUGGACGUGCCAAGUGACGUCCGCUGAGUGGCCAGCGAGAUAUGGUCAUUCCUUGCUGCUGCUGGAAAGCGCUGGACAUGAAACGCUGCUUCUGCUGGGAGGCGUCGCCUUGGCUCGCUUUCUGAACGACGUUUGGCGCAGCGACGACGGUCUCACUUGGCGCCGCGUGGCUGUCGGCGCCGUGUGGGCGCCGCGAGCCGCGGCGGCGACGGCGGUCGUGAGGGGCGUCACGGUGGUGGUGGCCGGUGGACGAGGGGAAGAGGGCUGUUUCGGGGACCUUUGGAUCAGUGAAGACACGGGGAGCACCUGGUCGUCGCUGGCCUCCAGCGUUGCUCCGCCGCCUCACAGUGGUGCAGCCUUGGUGUGCUUGGAUGGAAGCUUGCUGCUGAUGGGUGGCUUUGAUGGGGCGGAUCACAACAACUCCGUGUGGAAAGGUUCCCUUCACGUCUCCGGUGCCUCCGGUGCCGGUGCCAUUGGUGCCGCGCUGCGCUGGUCCUUUUGCGGUGCUGCGCCUUGGGAGGCGCGCUACUGUCAUCGCGUGGCGCUGUUGGAUGACAUGGUGAUCAUGACGGGCGGCCACGGAGCUCAAGGUGGUUUCAAAGACACGUGGACGAGUCCCAGUCUACAUUCUUUGCGCGCAGCUGCAUUGAGGUUUUCGUUGCUGGGGCGGUCCAUGAACCGACGCUUUCUGCUAUCGAAAGAGGUUUGGGAGGGCAGCAUUUUGCCCUACCUGGACUCAUUGCCUGGAAAGAGAUGUCGAAUGGAAAGCGAAGUCUUUAAGGAUGGCGCCUGGGUACUGGGAGCAUCGGGGUUCGCUGAGAGGACAGAGCAGCCUCGAGAACUCUCCGUCGGGGGAGAUAGGUAA
Cladocopium goreaui is the source of this 2118-nucleotide messenger RNA. The record is from the annotation of a GenBank genome assembly. NCBI's taxonomy places the organism in Eukaryota, Dinophyceae, Suessiales, Symbiodiniaceae.